Messenger RNA from Megachile rotundata (alfalfa leafcutting bee), 1264 nucleotides. Its product is annotated as ubiquitin-conjugating enzyme E2 T. The record is from RefSeq and is a predicted model, not a curated record. Lineage: Eukaryota; Metazoa; Arthropoda; Insecta; Hymenoptera; Megachilidae.
AACAACAGUCUAUUGUGAAAAGUAUUUAAAAAUCUUCAGUAUUACAUAUUUUUUAAAUUUAAAAAUUACGCGCGCUUUCUGAAAACAGUGCAUCUCGUGCCAUCUGAUGGAAGAUGAUAAGAUUACAAAAAACAAACAAUAUAUUAUUGGAAAAUAAAGUUUAAAGUGUUUUGAAAACUUUAGUUCCCCAUGUUCUUUAAAGUUUAUAUUUAUGCUCGCUCUGAAUCUGAAUUUUUUAAAAAGUCGUACUUACCGACGAUUCAACAAUAAAAACCAAUAGUUAUCGACGUAUUUGAAUUUAUACUAUGAUAGUAACCAGGAGAGAAUUCUUUAACUGUCAUAUCGGCUGGGAUUAUAUCUGAAACUUCAUCUUUACAUCAAAAUGCCUUUAAGUACCAAAAAACUGGAAUUAUCAUUAUAUACAAACAUGUAAAAUGAAAUUUCUGAAUUUAUUAUUUUAAUACUGCAGCAGUUUAAAAUUUCAAGCUUUCCUUCAUAAUUUUCAGUCCACAACGGAAAAUGUACUCCAGUGUACUUUCUAGCUAUUCUGUAGUUAUGGAUUACAGUUUAAAAUUGUAUACGUAUGAAUUGCAAUUACUGUUUAAAAUUAAUUCAAUCUUUAACAUUAAUAAUAGAAGAUUAAAAUAAAGGAACUUGUAAAAUUAAAAAAAAAAUAAUAAUUCUUAUCAGAAUUUAUGUUGAAGUAUCAAAGUAGAAUUUGAUUUGAAGAGGGGAACAAUGCAAAGGUCUUUAAGAUUAAAACGCGAACUUGAACGACUUGCUCAGCAUCCUUCAGAAGGAAUUUGCUGCUUUUCAAAAUCUGAUGAUCUUGAAAAUUUAGUGGCAACGAUUAUUGGACCACAUGGAAGCCCAUACAGUGGAUGUAUUUUUCAGUUAGAAAUUAACAUAUCUAAGCAAUAUCCAUUUGAACCUCCACGGAUUACUUUCCAGACACCUAUUUACCAUCCAAAUAUUGAUAACAAAGGUCGUAUUUGUAUGGAUCUAUUAAACAUGCCACCUAAAGGUAGUUGGAAACCAACUAUCGGUUUGAAAAAUUUAUUAGAUGCUGUACAAUGUCUAUUAGCAAAUCCAAACCCUGAUGAUCCUCUGAUGGCAGAUAUAGCACAAGAAUACAAAUUUAAUAGACAAGAAUUUGAAAAAAAAGCAAAAAGAUUUGCAGAGAAAACAAAGAAGAGUCUUUCUUAAUUAAGUCACAAUAUUUAUUAAUUAAUAAAUUAUUAGUUAAGUUAAAUUAAAAAAUAAA